AGUUAAUAACAUCAAUUGUACGGCAAACAAUCGCAACGAUUUCAAAUUAAAAUCCGAAAAUCAUUCAAUUUAAUAUUGUACCAAAUCCGAAAAGUUGCCGGAUUUUAUGCGAAAUGCUAGAUAAAUCUGUUCAGAUGUUGUAUUAAGUUGUAAAUUUGAUAAAUAACAAAAUUUUAUUUGGUUAAAUUAACGUGCAUCAGUUUAUAUUCACAACGGGAAAACAAUCAACGACGAUUAUUUGUUUUGGAACAAUAACGAAUAAUUUAUUGACACCAAAAAAUGGAUCCACGACGCCAAAUGCCAAAAUCAAUAUCCAUUUCGGAUCCUUUGAUCAUUCCACGUGUAAAACAGUAUUUAGAGGAAAAUGUCCAUCAAACGUAUGUAGAUGUUGGUGUUAUGGCACGUCAUUUACAAGAAAAAUACCGCGAAUAUGGACGUCGAAAAAGUCAACCGUUUCGAUUUUUAGUUGAUCAAGCUUACAAAACAGUGUUGCACAGUUAUGGUUUGGACAGUAAUCCAUCCACAGAAGAAGAAGAAAAUUCAGAUUUGGAGCUCAUGGAGGAUCAGCCGACGCAAAGUAAUCAUAUGAACAAUAUGCUAAAUGACAUGUAUCGUGCGAAUACGAAUGAAUCACGAACACCGACCACACAAAAUGAAUUUCCCAUCGACAUAAGCAGCGACGAAAGUGAUGUCGAAGACUCACUUCCGAAGAACACAAAUAACGGUCAUUCGUCCAAGGAAUUUCCAAAAAUCCCAAAGGAUAUUGUACUCGGAUCGAUAACAAAAAGUACAGCGGCAGCAGAAACAUUGGCUGGUAUUCGAGAAGAGAGUUUGAAAUCAAAAAGUGCCCUAUCGGUGACAGCGCCAUCGACAGCAUUGUCCCCAGUUACAAUAACGAAAAAACGGAAGCUUGAAGCAAUUUCAUUUGACACCGGAACGGAUCGAAACUGGCAACCACCAAGUCGGCAAAUUUCGAAAAAAUUCAAAAAAGAAUUUCCCGCCAAAAAAUCCGAAUACACAUUUGAAAGCAUCGGUGGUGUUAAUAAAAUACUCAAGGAGCUAUGUGAAUUACUGCUGCAUAUCAACAAUCCGGACAUUUACAAAUGUAUUGGACUUCCCGCUCCACAUGGUUUCUUAUUAUUUGGACCACCCGGAUCUGGCAAAACAUUACUCGCUGAAGCUAUUGCUGGGCAACUAAAAGUUGACAUAAUUCAAGUAGCUGGCACAGAGCUUGUGUCCGGCGUGUCUGGUGAAUCCGAAGAACGAAUUCGUGAAUUAUUCGAACAAGCAGCAAUGUGUUCUCCAUGUGUGCUGUUCAUUGAUGAAAUCGAUAGCAUCACAUCAGAUCGAAAACAUGCAUCAAAAGACAUGGAACGUCGCAUUGUGGCACAGUUGAUAUCAUGCUUGGAUGAUUUACCGAAAAUGCCUGGAGGUGAACAAGUUGUUGUAAUUGGAGCAACAAAUAAUGCAGACGGUUUGGAUCCAGGAUUGCGACGAGUUGGUCGUUUUGAUCAGGAAAUUUGUUUAGGUAUACCAGAUCGUGAUGCACGCUGCGAAAUUUUACGGAUUAUUUGUCGAAAUCUUCGACUGGAAUCAUUCUUUGACUACGAUCUGAUUGCAUCGUUGACACCCGGUUUUGUUGGUGCUGAUCUUCUGGCAUUGGCAACACGAGCCGGAUUACUAGCCGUCAAGAAGGUGUUACAUGACAAACAAGAUCAAGCUCUGAAAGGUAAUAAAGUAAAUAAGCCAAAUCCAGCCGUCACAGCUGAAUUAAAUCUUGAUAUGCAUGACGAAAUAAAUGAAGAUGGAAUGUUCAUGCAAAUUGACCAUGAAUCACCACAAAAGAGUGAUGAAGACUUGAAUAUUUCGCCACAACAAAAAGCUGAAAAUCAAGAAAAUCAAAAUAAAAAAGAUGUACCUGAAGCAAAUACAGAAUCAUCUGAAAAUCAAACCGAAUCAUCGCCCAAAAUCGAUGAAACAAAUAUAAAAACCGAUGAAAUCGCUAAAAAUGUUGAUGAUUCAAAGCCGAAUGACACAGAAGUCAGUCCAACGGUUAAAGCAAGCGGAAGCACUGAUAUUUUAAUUGUUACUGAAACAAGUACAAAUGAAACGCUUGGUGAGGCGUUACUUAAAAAUGACACCAUCAAAGAUCGAAUGGGUCUCGAUGUUAUGUUUAAAUGGCUUAGCCAUCAAGAAAAUCUAGUUACCCCAGAAGAUUUGAAUGACUUAUAUAUAACAGUAGAUAAUUUCAAAGAAGCCGUUAAAUUGAUUCAACCGUCCGCCAAACGUGAAGGUUUUAUCACUGUACCAGAUGUGACAUGGGAUGACAUUGGUUCACUUCGAGACAUACGCGAAGAAUUAAAUCUGGCUAUUAUGGCACCGGUCAAAUUUCCAAAUCGUCUCAAAGUAUUGGGUAUUAAUGCACCAUCUGGCGUUCUUCUCUGUGGUCCACCGGGAUGUGGUAAAACAUUGUUGGCGAAGGCAAUUGCCAAUGAAGCCGGUAUAAAUUUCAUCUCGGUUAAAGGUCCCGAAUUAUUGAACAUGUAUGUGGGAGAGAGUGAACGUGCGGUACGGCAAUGUUUCCAGCGUGGUCGUAAUUCAGCACCGUGCGUAAUAUUUUUCGAUGAAUUUGAUGCAUUGUGUCCGAAACGAGGUGGUUCAAAUGACAGCCAAGCUGGUACACGUGUCGUUAAUCAAUUGCUCACUGAAAUGGAUGGCGUUGAAGAGCGUAAAGGCGUUUUCAUAAUGGCCGCCUCAAAUCGUCCCGAUAUGAUUGAUCCAGCCGUUCUUCGACCGGGACGUCUUGAUAAAAUUCUUUAUGUUGGUCUACCGCAGAAGCAAGACCGAUUGGAAAUUCUUCAAGCUCAGACAAAACAAGGAAAACAACCAGUUUUAGCAGCCGAUGUUGAUUUGGAGGAACUUGCUGAACUCACAGACUCAUUCACAGGCGCUGAUCUUGCCGGGCUUGUACGACAAGCAUCUUUACAGGCACUUCGGGAUACACUCAAAAUUGAAACAACACCCGAAUCGGAAAUCGACUUAAGUGUACACAAACAACACUUUUUAAUGGCCUUGCAAAAUUUGCGUCCAUCAGUUUCAACAGAGGAUAAAGUUCAAUAUGAAGCGCUGCGAUUGAAAUAUGCAUCUCCAUCGAAGAAAUAGAACAAACAAUACAUUCAGUACGAAAUACAUAAAUCACAUCAAAGGACACAGCGAAACCAUCAUAUAUCACUCAAAAUGGACGUAUUUUACAGCAAAAAAAAAAUUCUCUCUUUUUUAAAAAAAAACAAUCAUUUUUCUGUUAUUAUGUGCCUGAACAAACACAUUCACACUCAUAAA
Molecule: messenger RNA, 3339 nt
Organism: Contarinia nasturtii (swede midge)
Lineage: Eukaryota; Metazoa; Arthropoda; Insecta; Diptera; Cecidomyiidae
Gene: smid
Product: nuclear valosin-containing protein-like
Exons: 9
Coding region: 280-3162 (960 amino acids)
Biological process (GO): ribosome biogenesis
Cellular component (GO): nucleus
Molecular function (GO): ATP binding; RNA binding; ATP hydrolysis activity
Source: RefSeq, a predicted model, not a curated record